Molecule: messenger RNA, 2606 nt
Organism: Lotus japonicus
Lineage: Eukaryota; Viridiplantae; Streptophyta; Magnoliopsida; Fabales; Fabaceae
Product: 65-kDa microtubule-associated protein 3
Exons: 13
Coding region: 235-2445 (736 amino acids)
Biological process (GO): microtubule cytoskeleton organization
Cellular component (GO): cytoplasm; spindle
Molecular function (GO): microtubule binding
Source: RefSeq, a predicted model, not a curated record
AUCCAAAUCGAGCGCUCUUCAUCUUCAACGGUCCCCUUUUCUUCAAAACGGAUACAUCACUCUCUCUCUCAUCAAUUCAAACUUCAAAUUUUUUCCACGAAAAUCCCACUUUCUCACUCACUCUCAUUUUCUCGGGAAAAUCCACUCGUUCCUUUUCUCACCACCGGCGAAACGAAACCCUAGCACCGGUUCAUCCACCCAUUCCCUCCGUUGUUCAGGUACAAGUACUCCAAAAUGUCUAAACCUCAAGGUGAUCCCCUUUCGCAAGCUGAAACAACAUGUGGGACGCUUCUGUAUGAACUUCAGAUAAUAUGGGAUGAAGUUGGAGAGUCUGAUGCUGACAGAGACAGAAUGCUUUAUGAGCUUGAACAAGAGUGUCUAGAAGUCUACAGACGGAAGGUAGAUGUGGCAAAUCGGUCUAGAGCUCAAUUAAGGCAGGCAAUUGCUGAUUGCGAGGCAGAACUUGCAGCUAUCUGUUCAGCAAUGGGAGAGCGACCUGUACAUAUUAGGCAGGCUGAUCAAAAUGCUGGAAGCCUGAAAGAAGAGCAUGCAAGAAUUCUUCCACAGUUGGACGAGAUGCGAAAAAUGAAGUCUGAGCGUAGAAAUCAAUUUAUUGAAGUUCAAGAGCAGAUUCAAAGUCUCUCGAUUGAGAUUUAUGGUCCCAUAGAGUAUAUUCCUGCUACUGUAGAUGAAACAGAUUUAUCCUUGAGAAAACUUGAAGAAUUGCACAGACAACUGAAUGCACUUCAAACUGAGAAGAGUAACCGCCUAAAGAAGGUCCAGGAGCACCAGUACACUUUAAGUUCUCUUUGUUCAGUGCUUGGUUUGGACUUUAAGCAGACAAUCAGUGGAAUCCAUCCCAGUUUAGGAGACUUAGAAGGAUCUAAGAGUGUAAGCAAUGAUACAAUACAGAAAUUGGCUGUUGCUGUGCAAGAACUGCGGGAAGUUAAAUUACAGAGAAUGCAGAAGCUCCAAGAUCUUGCUACAACAAUGUUGGAGCUCUGGAACUUGAUGGAUACCCCAGUUGAAGAGCAACAAAUGUUUCAGAAUGUUACCUGUAAUAUUGCUGCUUCAGAGCAUGAAAUAACUGAACCAAACUCCUUGUCCCUGGACUUCAUCAAUUGUGCUGAGGCGGAAGUAUCUAGGUUAGAAGAGUUCAAAUCGAGCAAAAUGAAAGAGCUUGUAUUGAAGAAGAGAACAGAGCUAGAGGAGAUUUGUCGAAAGACUCAUUUGGUUCCAGAAGUAGAUGGUGCAAUUGAAUAUGUUUUUGAAGCUAUAGAAUCUGGAUCUGUGGACCCUGCAUGUGUGCUUGAACAAAUUGAACUUCAGAUAGCGCAAGUCAAAGAGGAAGCUUUUGGCCGAAAAGAAAUACUUGAGAAGGUUGAGAAAUGGUUAGGAGCAUGUGAUGAAGAGUCUUGGCUUGAGGAGUACAACAGGGAUGACAAUAGAUACAAUGCUGGGAGAGGUGCUCAUCUUACUCUCAAGCGAGCUGAGAAAGCUCGUGCCUUGGUCAACAAAAUUCCAGCAAUGGUUGAUGCUUUGACUUCAAAAACUAUAACAUGGGAAAAGGAAAAAGGCAUUGAGUUCAUGUAUGAUGGUAUUCGUCUACUGUCCAUGCUUGAUGAGUACAAUAUAUUACGUGAGGAGAAAGAGCAAGAACGCCGUAGGCAGCGGGACUUAAAGAAACUUCAGGGACAAAUGAUAGCGGAACAGGAGGCACUAUAUGGGUCAAAACCAAGCCCUUCAAAGCCCCAGAGUGUGAAAAAGGGAUCUAGGAUGUCAACCGGAGGUGCAGCUAGUAGGAGAGUCUCCUUUGGAGGAGCAAUGCUUCAAACUCCAAAACCCGAUUCAAAAACUGCUAAUUCACGUGCCAUGAGAAAGACUGACAAAGCACACCAAUUUGAGGAUGAUGGCAUUUCAUGUUUAUCAGCAGCUAGAAGAGGGUUAGAUAUUGCUGGGGUUCCUAUGAAGAAGCACUCAUUUGGUGCUGGAAGUUCUCAUGGUAUAGAAUCUCCUAUGACAAGACAACCCUUUUCGCCCAUCACUUCUAAUGUAUCUGCAAAGGGGAGUACAGAAAAUGCCGCAAAUGAAUUGAAUUUACAGAGUGGGAAGAUGCAGAAAACAAUGCCACUUAACAGUGUGCCAUUCACUAGUCCCUCUAAGACAGUUACUGUGGUAGAUGAAGAGAACAAGACUCCAAAGGCAAUGCCUAUUCCUGUCCCUGCAACACCUUCGACGGUGUCAGCUCCAAUGAAUAUGGCCAUGACUCCAAAGACAAUGCCUAUUCCUGUCCCUGCAACACCUUCAACGGUAUCGGUACCAAUGAGUAUGGCCAUGACUCCAGUUCCUUCAACUGUUUUAAUGAACAAGGCCCCACCUCCCUUGUCAGUUCAAGAGAUUGAGUAUUCCUUCGAGGAAAGAAGGCUCAGUUAUAUGCUAGCAUGAUUAUAUCUUGUCUGGUUUUCAUUUUACUUGUUACCACCAUAAGUCAAUUGUAAUUGGCUGUCUAAUGGUGUACAUUAUGAGAAGUGAACGUAGAUUAGGUUAUGAACAAAUUUACUGAGGAGGUUUUGCAGUGUAAUGCGAUUUAUAGCAUUUUGGAUCAA